AUGGUUCCUACCGAUCCUUUUCAGCGCUCGGACUCGGAACGAAGACUAGCGUUGAUGUCACUUUUCGAUUACUUCUUCAACCGUUCGCAUAAAUUUCGCCUUAGAACAGUGGACAAAUUGCAGGAGUUGCUUCUGCUUGUGUGCGAAACGGAUCCUCUGCAUCAUCCUCUUCCUGGGCCCAGUACGGAAGCGAGGGAGUUGAAGUCUUAUGCCAUAAAAACUGUCAAAAAGUGGCAUGAGAAGUUCGGUCCUGGCUACGACAAGCUGAACUAUGUGGGCGAUUUUUUACGAGAAUCUAAGGCUGUAGAUUUCGAUUCAGCUUCUGCAGAACUUUUGGCUGAAAGGUUGAGAAAAGAAGCAGAGGAUCGAAAAAGUGCCGAACUAUCGCAAAAAGUUGUUGCUCACGUCCGCCGAAAACUUGACGAAGUAAAGGAUGACAUUGAACGAUGCAUUGCUUCUGCUGACACAGCUCUCUCAAUCCUAGUGCCCGUGUUUUGUACUGAUUUCGAAGAAAAUGCGGUCAAAAACUGUGACAAUACCUCUGAUCCAAGCAGCGUCCAAGAACUUCAAGAAAAACAG
Molecule: messenger RNA, 579 nt
Organism: Ostertagia ostertagi
Lineage: Eukaryota; Metazoa; Nematoda; Chromadorea; Rhabditida; Trichostrongylidae
Source: the annotation of a GenBank genome assembly